ACUCGUGACGAACGGACGCGCGGCCAAUGGCAAGCGGGCAGUGCGACUCAAUCGGACCGCUUUUGGGGCUUCAAUUCGAUGCGAAUUCGACUCGAGCGGAAGCGGAAAUACGAAUGCCAACGAAUUGCCAAUGGCGCACGGCUGGCAUGUGUGCGUGCCGCGUGCGAGGAUCGUCGAGUAAAUAAAAUUGCCACAGAAACGCAAAGAAACGUGUGAAAUCGGAGCUUAGAGCUGUAAAUCAUAAAGUGCAAACAGAAGUGAAACAGUCGCAAAAGUAAAAUAAACCCAAAAGUAUGUGAACUGAGAAAUAUGAAAAUAAACCCAAAUUAAGCCACCGACGACAGUGGUGAAAGCAAAUAGAACGAAUCAACUUUAACCAACAUUUGAAGUGGCGGAAGAGGAGGAUACGGCCACAACAUGACCCGCUUUCGCAUAAAAAACCUGAAAAUCCUCUCCAGCUGCCUCAGCCUGUGGGUGGUGCUCUUCGGCGGUGCACUGCACCUGGCGCUGGGCAGCGAGUUCCCCGAGCGCGAGUGCUGCGACCUGACCACCACCUCCACGGUGGGUCCGCUGCCCAUGCCGCCCGCCGCCCUGCCCACCGACAAGUCGCUCUCCUCGGCCACAACGGCCUUGGAGACGGAUCUGGCCAUCGGACGAUCGGGUUCCACCAUUAAGGGCGUCGUGGCCAUACUGAAUUGUAUCCUGGCACGUCAGCUAUGUUUCGAGGAUCCCUCAUGUUCGGCCAUAUUGGAAAUAAUACCGCGCGUCUGCGGGCCCAUACCAGUGUCCUGCAGCACGGUGACGGUGACCAAGUGCCAGGCGGCCCUUCGCACCCUGCAGGCCUUCCAGUUUUUCCGGCCCACCUGCCUGUGCAAGGAGCCCGGAAUGGAUCCCGAUUGCAACCACUUCCGGGACUUUCUCUUCGAUCAUCCGUGCGGAUUUGUGCUGAAGAAAGCCGAGAAGGAUCCUUAUCCCAUUGAUGCACUACCAACUUGCAACCAUGCGCUUUCCGUCUGCCAACAGGAACGCAAAUGCCUGAAGCUCUUCGAGGACUUUAAAACGCAUUGCAAGGUGCGCGACAACAAGUGCAAAAUGGAAAACAGGGACGCCUGUCACGAUUCCUGGACCAACCUGCGGCUGUCGCCCAUGUUUGGAUGUAUCUGCCCGAACAACCAUAUGAAAAAGCGCUGUGAUCGUAUCUUUAAUAUUGUUAAUCACAAUCCGUGUGUGGAUAGACUAAUAUUUUUCCCCAACGGUCUGCCCAAAUUGAAGCAACAGAGACCAAAGGCAAAGCCGCGGCCCAAACCGAAACCCAAAGCGAAACCGAAACCCAAGCCGAGGCAAAAGCACCAUGGCAUCAAUGGCACGGAGCUCAUGACCAACAAUAUCGAGUACCAUGAUGAGCCCAACGGACUGAACGAUCCGGAGGACGAGGCCAAUGAGACGGAGGACGAGGACCCCGAUGGGGAUGGUAAUGGUACUGGGGAUGCUGAUGAUGAUGACGAGGAGGAGGACGACGAUUAUGAUGACCGCAUACGAGCCGAGAUUUAUUCGAAUUACCCGCACUACCUGCAUCCACCGUCGUGGGGGAUUAACAAUCCCCUGGUCCUCGCCUCGCACAGUCCGCACACUCUGGACGACGACGAUGACGUGGUGGUGGAGGUGGUGACCAACAGGAAGCCACCGUCGUCCAACCACCACCACAACGAUGAGCUGGAGCACGACGUGGUCGUGGUGGUGGAUGCUGGACCCCAUUCCCACUCGCAUCCGCACCAGCACACCUACUACAGCCACGGCGAUCAGAGCUCCACGACGGGAUCUGGACCACCGGGCCCGGCACCCACGAUUCCCAGCCCACCUAACACUGGCACCAAAAUGCACAAAACAGCACCACUCGGCGAUUUAGUUGCCGGCAGCGAUAUAACCCACCGCACCUACACAGGACCCUCGAUGGAGGAACGAGUAAGAAUAUUGGGCAUGGACGAGAAACUGCAUCAGAGAAUCUUCAAUGAUAAUUUGGCCCUAAUUGAUACGCCACUAAUAGUGAUGGGUUCCGGUUCCGGCACGGUCACCACAUCCGGCUCCGGUUCCGCUUCCGGUUCCGGUUACGGCCUGGCCAUGGGCAUGGGCAUAGGCCUGUCCGGCAGCUUUAACUAUCCGGGCUCGAUGCACGGCGUGCCCAGCUAUCCGUUCAAUAUAAGCGGCUUCCAUCAGCGGCACAUGGCAGCGGCGGCUGUCGAUAAUGAACCAUUCGAUAUCAUUGAUACGGGCUUGGGCUACGGCGGAAACGGAAAUGCCGGUGUUUACUACCAAAGUGGUCAGGAUGUCGAAGUUGACCUCUCAACGGAAAUAAUCAAGCAACACUUUCAGAGUACCUGUCACACGGCAUUGGACACUUGCCGGGAAGAUCCGUCCUGCUCAUCGUCCCUCCAGCCCAUGCUGACGCACUGUGAGCUCCACCGGUGCAAUCGCAACGCGUGCAUGUCCUCGUUGCAGGCCUUCUACAAGGGGCCCCACGAGGACCUCAAUCUGGACAUCGCCUUUUGUCUCUGCAAAAAAACAAGCGGCGCCCAGCAGAACGGCAAUGGCAAUCGGCACGACAUGUGCAUGAUUGCACAGGAAAAACUGCAUCCAGUGUGCGCGCAGCGACCGCCCGAUAACAGUAAUCCGGCCAGCUCCAAUGGCAUUUACUACCAUCCGCCGCCCGCCUGUCACGUGGUCGCCGACAGCUGCAAGGAGGACCGCGAGUGCAGACUAAAGUUGGAGUAUUACGAGCAGGCCUGUGCCGUGGAUAGCGUGACCAAAAAAUGUGCCGGCAGACCCAGUGGCUGUCGAACAGCCAUGAUUGGCAUUCUGGGCACCAUGUUGAGGACGACCUGUGCCUGCCAAGGAACGGAUCCCCAGCACUUGUACCAGUGCGUGGGAUGGCGACGCCUCCUGUGGAUGAACCCCUGUGUGGUUGAGGCUCAAAAGGAUUUCCAUAUGAAGCGGUUGGCUGAGCUCGGUUUCCUUACCACCACAACAACGACGACCACCACGACGACAACAACAACGACGACGACGACCACGCGGGCACCACCGCCCCCACCUCCGCCCACCACAACAACAACGACGACGACCAGCCUGCAGCCGAGGCAAACGCCAAGGAAGCCGGCAACGCACAUCUUCAAGGACGUCAGUGCGCCAAAAGAGAAAUCAGAGCCAACAUCGGUGGAACACAAUUAUCUCGAUCCGCCCGAUUCAAUACCGCUGCCCAGCGUAAAUGUCGAGAGCGGCGGAAAUGGCGGAAAUGACGAUUAUCACAAUGGCAACGGCAAUGGACACGGAAAUGGAAAUGGCAAUGCUAACGGGAAUGGUAACGGCAGACGUAAAAAUGGCGGAAAGGGACGUGGCGGCAGUGUAGAUUUCGAUGAUCCAGUAAUUUUCGUCGACCCAAGGGAAACAACUGAAUUUGUGGGCAUCAGCAUCACGGAGCCGGUAACCACAACAACCACAACAAUGGCCACCACGACAACAACUCAGCCGCCAAGAAACUGUGUUGUCCAGCGACCACGCCAGUCGGAUCAACUUAUUCGUGAGGGCAGCAGCAAACGGAUCUACUCCUUGGACGACGUCGAGUGCAGUGAGCUGUGCAGCUGCGGCGAGUCGCUCAUCCUCACCUGCCACGCCCUCUGCGUGCCAUUCGCCCCCUGCCGCACCGCCCUGGCCUUCUACAGCCACGCCUCCCCCGCCUACCAGGCCUUCCGCGGACGUUGUCUGUGCUACUCGGGCCGCUUCAUCUGCAUGAAGCCGCCGCUCGGGGAGUACAUUCUGCCAGGUGGUAUAUUCCUGCUGCUGGGCUAUAGUGCAGCGGAUGAGGCGCUACUCAGGCCCCACACCAACCUGGGGGUCCAGGAUGCCGUGCGAGCCCUGCAGCAGUACGUAACCACAUACAUCGAUAAUCAGACGCAGUGCACCCUCACGCUGUUCAACAUGACCGAGGAGAACAUCAUCAUUGCUGCGCGUCUGCCGCACGACGGCAAACUGAAGGAUAUUGAGCUGCUGCGUAAGGAGAAGGACGAGUGCACCGCGAUACUGAAGACCAUCAGUCAUCAAAUCAAUAGCGAGCACAGCGAGCUGCAAUCCCACCGACUGCUGAGCAUUUUCAAAAUGUCCGAAGUCGAGGUCGUCUGGCCGGAGAGCACCAGUGCGGCGGCGAGGAGUGGUCAUGGUCCUGGCCAGUUAGCCGGAUGCCAGAGCCGCCGGCUGCUCUUCGCGGCCAUGCUGGCCGUGGCCUAUCUUUCCAGCUGGACAACGCUGCGGAUGAGCGAUGUGGCGACAUGACAGCCGCAUAGCUGAAGGAUUAGAGCCAGGACAAUUGCAUUAACUGUACGUAGUAGAUACUUGUAGGGGGACUAUCAUCAUCAACAUCAUCAUCAUUAUCAACAAUGGUGGGAAACGGCGCCUGGCGAGUUGGAACGAUAGCGAUAACUAUAAACUAUAAAGAUAUGGUGCAUACUCUUAACAUAGCGUAAUCAUAAAGUGUUGUAUACAUCUAGGGGCUAGUUCUGUGUUUAGCUGCGAUUUUUGUGAAGCUUUGUUGUUGACCCUUGACGAUGUUGCUGUCUCUUUUGAUACGUACAUACAUGUGAAGCAUUAUGGGAUAUA
Messenger RNA from Drosophila suzukii, 4647 nucleotides. RefSeq names its product Glial cell line-derived neurotrophic family receptor-like (gene Gfrl). Lineage: Eukaryota; Metazoa; Arthropoda; Insecta; Diptera; Drosophilidae. Gene Ontology annotation, cellular component: signaling receptor complex; external side of plasma membrane. Gene Ontology annotation, biological process: nervous system development. The record is from RefSeq and is a predicted model, not a curated record. Gene Ontology annotation, molecular function: signaling receptor activity.